Messenger RNA from Periophthalmus magnuspinnatus, 2777 nucleotides. RefSeq names its product sulfatase modifying factor 2 (gene sumf2). NCBI's taxonomy places the organism in Eukaryota, Metazoa, Chordata, Actinopteri, Gobiiformes, Gobiidae. The record is from RefSeq and is a predicted model, not a curated record. The coding region runs from base 34 to 924 and encodes 296 amino acids. Gene Ontology annotation, cellular component: endoplasmic reticulum. The transcript has 9 exons.
CGACAUGUGAAGGCAAAUCGCACACUUGGAAAAAUGCUCGUGAUUUGGAUAUGUUCAGCUGUAUAUUUGCUCACAGCAGCAGCAGAUGGGGCGGUGAAAAUCACUGGAGGAACGUUGUUGAUGGGGGCAAGUGCAUCUGAUGGGAGAGAAGGAGAGUCCCCAGUCAGAAAAGUCAAAGUCCAGACUUUUGUAAUAGACAAGUAUCCUGUAACUAAUGCAGACUUCAGGGAGUUUGUGAGAGCAAAAAAAUACAAAACAGAGGCAGAGACGAUAGGAUGGAGUUUUGUGUUUGAAGAUUUUGUGCCAGAGGUGACCAGGAGCAAAAUCACAGAAAGGAUAAAGUCAGCGCCCUGGUGGUUGCCUGUAUGGCGUGCAUUCUGGAGACAGCCCGCAGGUCCUGCUUCAGGGAUAAAAGAGCGAAUGGAUUUCCCCGUGGUCCAUGUGAGCUGGACCGAUGCCCAGACCUUCUGUGAGUGGAGAGGGAAGAGACUACCCUCAGAGGAGGAGUGGGAGUUGGCUGCACGAGGGGGGCUGGAAGGUCAAACAUACCCAUGGGGCAAUAAGUUUAAAGCCAAAAGGGCCAACUUAUGGCAGGGAACCUUUCCUGACAAUGACACUGCUGAAGACGGAUUUCAUGGCGCCUCUCCUGUGACUGCUUUUCCCCCUCAAAACAGUUAUGGUUUGUAUGAUAUGUUGGGAAAUACCUGGGAAUGGACCUCAACUCCAUUUCCUGAAUCUCAGAAGAUGUUUGUGCUGAGAGGAGCUUCAUGGAUCGACACUGAAGAUGGAUCAGCCAAUCACAAGGCCAGGAUCACCACCAGGAUGGGAAAUACCCCUGAUUCUGCAUCUGAUAACCUCAGCUUCAGAUGUGCUGCCUCCAUUAACAACAAAAAGGACAAAACUCAUAACAGAUCUGAAUUAUGAAUUAUGUUUACACUAAUAAUAAAAUGAUUUGUCUAGGGUUGGGUAUGCAGUACUGUGAAUGAAGUGACAACUGCAUUGCUCCUUUGGAGACUUUAAAUAUAUUUGUGUUACUUGUAUUUUUAUUUAUUUUCUUUAUAAACUUUUACUGUUGAUUUAAAAUGGCAUUUGUCAAACAUGUUUGCAACAAAAAUAUUUUGCUGCACAGUUUGUUUCAUUACUGUGAAUUUAUUUCUAGUAAACAACCAAAACUUGACUUUUGUAACAUUCCCCAUUCAGUACUUUUAAGAAGUUCAUCUUUUUGAUGUGACAAAAGUCCAGACCAGUUUUGGUCCAGGUCUUUGUUUCCUCUGUUUGCUUUCCCAUGUGUGAUUGAAGGGGCAGAAACACUGGGCCUGAUUUAUAGAAGGUUUCAGGUGACUGUGCAAACACAGAAAGACGUCAUUUAAAAUGCCAAAGGAUCCAAUUUGACAUGAAACAAAUUUUAACUAGAGUAUAAAAUUAAAUGGCCCAUAUUACAUGACAUAUUUGUCAUGUUUCCAUGUCAUGUUUCCAUCAAAAAAAAUGUGACCAUCUGUAGCUUUUGUUUAUUCUACAAGGCCAUUUAACCCCUUUCUUCCAGUAAUAUUCAUUUUAGGGCAUAAAUUACAAAAAUACUGAAAAUGGGAAAAUAUAUGUACAUGAUGAUUUAGUUGUUGGUUUAGGAGGUAACCAAUUUUCUGCAGACAUUAAGGACUCAAAGAUGACGUAAAAUGUGUAAUUAAUGCUAAAGUUUCAAUCUAUAAAUAGCAACAUUUUUACUUUGUCCAGCGUCAUCACUUCCUUUGUCACUGUUGACUUGAACACAUUCAUAAGUUCACACUGGAGUUAUUAAAUUCUUCGGCAAUUGAAACACCGCACCAAUUACAAACUUGCAAAGAUUAUGCAUAUUACCAAUUUAUAAAGAAGGCAUCCAGAAAUAUGUCUGUAAAUGCACAAUAGGUGUACUGCAUAACAGACUUAUUAAUGUAUAUUAGCAUUACAUCAACAUGCUUAUCAUGUCCUACUUGGGCCCAAUCGUUGAGGUAAACCGGUACUUCCUGACAGAUAUUUUCAGCAGAAUGUUGACUCACUUCUAUCUUUAAUGAUCACCAAAAUUAGCCCCUAUGUUUCCUAAAGGUCUGUUUGUUCAUAGAAUUCCCCACAUGAUCAUACAUAGCUGAUGACUAAGUGUGGUAACGUUGCUUUUUUUAUUUUUAUGUACUGACUUUGUGAUUGAAAGUUCCAUAAAUGCUUUUUUGCCAAGAAAUCAGAGACCAGUUUAAAUAUGCUGUUUAUUAACAGGACAACAACUUUCUGAGCACAAUUUUGGGAACAUUCUUAUUAACUAAGGAAGGGAUAUUAUUUGGCAUAAACGCCCUACCUAUUCAAUAUUCUCUAGACGUUUUUGUAUUAUGAAGGGCAGUGAUAAUGCCUAUAUUUUAUUUCAUGUUUUUAUAUAAUGUUUAUCAAUGUUUAUAGAUAGAUAUAUUAGACUGCUGCAGCAGUGCCAUUGUUUUCCAGACAUAGUUCUCCAAAGGGAGAUAAAGCCAUAGGUCUAUUUUGCAGUAACCACAAUAAAUAGGUAACUUGUAUUAUUUUCAUUUUUGUUUCAUUGUUUAUUUUCAUCUUCGUAAUACCAUCUGUUGUUGUGUAUGAGUGUAUCUCUUGUUUGUGCGUCUAGCAGCCUCCAGCCACGUUGAUUAGACUAAACUGGCAUGAUUGUUUUGAUGGUAUAAAUACACACUUUUCAUUUGUCAGCUGAGACGACACUGAUAGGGAGAACAGCUCUUUGAUGAUUGUGCACAGUUGAUUCAAUAAACCAGACUUUUUAAUUC